Messenger RNA from Danaus chrysippus (African queen), 840 nucleotides. The record is from the annotation of a GenBank genome assembly. Lineage: Eukaryota; Metazoa; Arthropoda; Insecta; Lepidoptera; Nymphalidae.
AUGGGCGACCAUAUUUCGGGCCGUGCAGAGGCCCUAUUAGCGUUCAUUAUCAAAAAAUAUCCAGAUGCGUACAAGGAGUUCACCGAGGUGAACCCUGAAGUAAACCCCACCGUUUUCGAUACGGACAGCCCGGCCUCACCGGACUGUCCAAAAAGCAAUCCAUGUGACAUGGAUUGCUCGCCAAUCGGCUCGGAAGCCGAGUCAGACACGACGCCGUCCUCCUCGGACACAGAGGAGGAUAACGACGGGUUCAAACCCGUCCUUACCAAAUCUGGUAAGAGGAAGGCGGCAAAAUCACUAAAGGCGCCGCCGCCAAACAAAAAACCAUCGACCCCAGCAGCUGCCGGUGCAGCUGCGCACGCACCUGCGGGCACACCUGUGUCCGCUCCUGCGGAGACGGCUCCGGAGGAGAACCUAGAUCGGCUCAUCAAGAAGCAUUUCGCCAUAGAGUCGUUUGGGGUACAACCGCGUCGACCUACAACCGACGCGGAGGGCAAGGCGCGCCAGAUAUUAGAAAGUACCACCAAGCAGCUGAGAGAUGGUCGUUUCGAAACUGGCCUCCUGUGGCGGAACGAAGAUGAGCCGACUCCGGAUAACCUGAGGUCAACAGAAAACCGGCUGCGCCACAUUGAAAGGAAGCUGGACAGGGACCCGAAGCUCAAAGCGGAAUACGGGAGGCAAGUCCAGCACCUGCUGGACAGCGGGUACGCCGACGAGGUUCCAGAAGACGGCGGCUCGGCGAGAAGAUGGUAUCUGCCGCAUUUUGCCGUGACCCAUCCCACAAAAAGAAGAUUAGACCGGUCUUUGACGCCGCUGCGAAGUUCAACGGGAAAAGUUUGA